Westerdykella ornata is the source of this 1605-nucleotide messenger RNA. Its product is annotated as glycoside hydrolase. Gene Ontology annotation, cellular component: fungal-type cell wall; cell surface; extracellular region. NCBI's taxonomy places the organism in Eukaryota, Fungi, Ascomycota, Dothideomycetes, Pleosporales, Sporormiaceae. The transcript is spliced from 2 exons. Gene Ontology annotation, molecular function: 1,3-beta-glucanosyltransferase activity; glucan endo-1,3-beta-D-glucosidase activity. Gene Ontology annotation, biological process: cell wall organization. The coding region runs from base 1 to 1332 and encodes 443 amino acids. The record is from RefSeq and is a predicted model, not a curated record.
AUGCAUUACAUGCACUAUUCCCUACUCCUUACCGGCAGUCUUUCCGCUGCUGCAGAGGUCCACAGCGGCUUCUGCUACGGCUCCCACUGGGACUCCAACACACCAAAGACGUACGACGACUUCAAACGCGGUUUCGAGUCUGCAAAAGCCAUCAAAGGAGCCGGCGUGACCUUCAACAGUGCCCGUCUGUUCUCCUCAUUGCAGUGGGGAACCACCAACGAACCCUCUUCGGCUUUCAAAGCCGCCAUCGACACUGGCACAACCCUCCUCAUGGGCAUCUGGAUCGGCGCCGAGAGCACGCCCAGGGAGCUUUCGGCGAUCGACAAAGCCUUCGAACAGUAUGGAGAAGACCUCGCAAAUCUAGUUGUCGGCAUCUCGGUUGGCAGCGAGGACAUCUUCCGUGGCUCAGGGCAAUGCCGAGAUAACAACAGUGGCAAGCCCUGUGCUAACGCGGCUUCUCCCGACGAUGUAAAGAGUAACAUCACGCUCGUACGGGAUCACAUAUCGAGGGCUUUUUACGCCGACCUGUUGAAAGACAAGCCCAUCGGGCAUGUCGAUAUCGGCGCCUUCACGUUGAACGAAGGCGUCGACUUCGUCGGCUUCACCGCGUACCCUUACUGGAACAAAGACACGAUCGAGAAUGCCCUUGGGAGUUUUCAAGGCACGAUGAACCUGGUUCAAGAGAAGGCUGGUGGUAAGCCGGCUUGGAUCGCAGAGACAGGAUGGCCUGUCAGUGGCCCUUCCACCAGAGCCGACGCCAACCUCGAGAACAUGCAGACAUACUGGCGUGAAGUCGGCUGCUCUCUGUUUGGCAAGCACAACGUGUGGUGGUUCGAGCUGGAGCGCGACACGUACCACGAAGUCGACUAUGACUGGGGUGUCAUCGACGUUAAUACGCGGCUCCCACGCAUUGACUUCAGUUGUCCUGGCACCGCUGACAAUGGUGAGCCCGUUCCUAUUACACCACCAGCACGCCCCCCUCCGUCUCCGCCUUCCCCUCCCCCAGCCCCAGCCCCAUCACCACCUCAACCACCACCCCAACAGUUCAAACCCCCUGAGCCCGCAAUUCCUUCCCCCCUUCCUCCUCCCCCUCCUCCUCCUCCUCCAGCACCACCAGCCCCAACCCAAACAUUCAAACCCCCUCAACCCGCAGCACCAGCACCUCCAACCCAACAGUUCAGCCCUCCCCAACCCGCCGGCCCCGCAAACACAAUCCCUUUCGUCGCACCCGUCCCUGCUGCCGCCGCCACACCCGCCAACCGUCCCGCACUGCAGGGUCUGCGGAUCCCGCGACCAGCCGAGGGGGUCGGGGAAUGGAGGACGGGGAUUUAAGGAGCCUAAGUGAGUGCUAGGAAUUGAGUAUGGAUAUGGGGAGGUGGGAGACGGUUGUGGUGUCACAGGAGUAAGGAUGAGAAAUGAGGAGAGCAUGACUGCUGCGUUCGUUACUUCCCUCCCUUAGAUAUUUGGGAUAUAUUGUUUCAGGCUUGUAUUUUCCUGUUUUUUUCCUUCUCGAUGAAUGGGUAAGGGGAUGUACCACAGUAUCGUGGCGUGCGGGAUUGUAAUUGCGGAAUCUGAAGGGUCCCCCCUUCCAGUCUCAUGUCGCCG